Messenger RNA from Penicillium pulvis, 255 nucleotides. RefSeq lists its product as uncharacterized. The record is from RefSeq and is a predicted model, not a curated record. The coding region runs from base 1 to 255 and encodes 84 amino acids. The transcript has a single exon. Lineage: Eukaryota; Fungi; Ascomycota; Eurotiomycetes; Eurotiales; Aspergillaceae.
AUGCGCGAUACACCCUCCAAAUUCAUCGAGAUCCUCGAUCCAAAGGACUCACCUUUACGGUCCGAGUCUGACGUCCGUCUUGAGGAUGUCCUCGCCGACCAUGAAGCUACUAUUGGCGGUCGUCCUCGCUCCUCUACACAGUCGUCCUCCAAAACCGGAGACAAAGGCCAGCUUUCGCGAGCUGGUUCGACCUCACCCACUGCGCGCUGGAAACGGUUUAGCAAUAUGCUAGUCCAGCCGCGACGAAACUCUUGA